AUGGCCAACACCCUCAUCUUCGGCGGCUCAGGCAAGGUCGCCCGUCACAUCACGCGACUGCUCGCCGCCGAGGGACAUAAUGUGUACUCCAUUAUCAGAAAACCCGAACAACAAGACGACGUCAAAUCCCUCGGCGGCAAACCCAUCCUCCAAUCCAUCGAGGACUCCUCGGUGGAUGAUAUGGUCAAGACGAUUAAGGAGACUAAGCCGUCGACUAUAAUCUGGGCAGCAGGCGCAGGAGGCGGAUCCCCCGAUCGGACCAAAGCCGUGGAUAACGAAGGUGCUAUUCGGAGUAUGGACGCCACGGCCAAAGCCGGCCUCACAAAACGCUACAUCAUCAUCUCGGCCGUGGACGUCCGCGAUCGCGAGAACAAGCCUGAGCCGGAGUGGUAUAACGAUGGGGAUAGAGAUCGGAGUAAUAAAGUUUGGAAUGCUAUCGGGCCCUACAUGUCCGCCAAACUAACCGCCGACACCUCCCUCGUAACCCAAAACUCGCGCCGGGGACUCGAAUACACCAUCGUGCGCCCCGGCGGCCUCAGCCAAGACCCCGCGACGGGCAAAGUCGCCGCCGGCAAAGUCCAUCUGAACAAUAUGAUCCCCCGCGAGGAUGUCGCGGCGUUUGUGGUCGAGGUGCUGAAGAAUGACGGGACGAAGGGGUUGGCGAUUGAUGUGGUGGGUGGGGAGACGCCGAUUAGGGAUGCGGUGGCGGAGGUUGUGAGGGGGAAGGUGGAUACUUUUGAGGGGAGGUAUUAG
Messenger RNA from Zasmidium cellare ATCC 36951, 753 nucleotides. RefSeq lists its product as uncharacterized. Lineage: Eukaryota; Fungi; Ascomycota; Dothideomycetes; Mycosphaerellales; Mycosphaerellaceae. Bases 1 to 753 code for a protein of 250 amino acids. The record is from RefSeq and is a predicted model, not a curated record. The transcript has 5 exons.